AUGGAAAAAUAAAAAAGUCUAAUAGAUGUAUAAAAUUAAAAGUAUCGUUAGCUUACUUUUGAAUAUGGAUAGAGUUACGAGGACAAAGUAAGAAGGAAGUAGUGGUUAUAUGAGUAUAUGACAGGAUGCUUAAAGGAAGUAAUAAAUUUGAAUGAUUGAUUAGAAAAUUCUAGAGUUAUUGAAUACUAUGUUUGGGGACUAUAUUAAUGAUCUGUUUCUUAUUGUUAGUUUCAUUCUAAUUUUAGUGGGAAUAGUUUAAAAUGACAACUAGGAAGAUGUUAUAUCGUCGUAAUUAUUGAACAAUUUACAAAUAGACUCACUUUGUUUAUAGUUUACUUAUUGCCUUUUCUAAUUGAAGCAGCGAUUAGAACAAUAUAAUUAUUUUUAGAGUAAAAAUAAAGUUGGCAAUCUAUUUUGUUACAAACACGAAUUACUUAUACUAGAUUAAAAGGAUUCAAACGAGAAGACAUGGUUUAUAGUGAUAUAUAAAAUUACAUAAGACAGGCUCGUUCAUCAUCCAUUAGAAGUAGUUAACAUCUUGAUUCUUAAUCAAAUAUACCUGAUGUUUUACCUGCAUCAAAUGUAGAAGAUGUAUUUUACAGCAAUUUAAAAAGAGGAGACUUUAUUCUCCUUAGUAGAAAUUAAUAAUGUCCAGGAGACUUAGUCAUAUUGGACAUGAGUGAUAGACAUGGAUACUUUUAUUCAAAAAGCUAUUUUAAGUAGGCUUUUCUACAACGUAAGGAACCAAUGAAGACAACAAAAGUUGAGAUGAAUGCACCAAAUAAAGGUGAUUUGAACUAUUUAAGGAAGAUUUUAAAGGGUAAACUAACAUUCAAUAAUAAUUACAAUUUUGAAUAAUUUGAAGGUCAUAUAAAAUUAUCCAAAGAUCCAAAAGGAGAACCUAUUUUACCAGAAAAUAUUCUGUUUUUUGGAUAAGCAUUACAAUUCAGUGAAUGGGUAUUUGGAAUUCUUAUAAAUGUUGGAGGACAAUCUUUAUAUAGUAGAAAUGUUUAAUCAGUAAAAAAAUAAUAGCAUAAUAAGAAUAGAUAUAAAAAUCUCAGUAUAUUAUAAUUAUUCCUUUAUAUUAUCAUGCCUAUAAUUGCAUCAUUGAUCUAAUAUUAUGGAUACUAAUCAAAUUAAUCAUUCAGUCAAAUUAUAUUAAAUUGUUAUUAAUAAUUCUUAGUUGUGUUACCAUCUUAUUUAAAUUUAUUUUUACAUCUAUUUGAUGUAUUCUUAAUUAUCAAUGAAAAUCGAUCACAAUAAUAAUAAUAAUCAAAAGACUGUAAAGAAUUGAUAUUAGAAACAAAGUUAACUUCCAAACAAUAAAGUAUCAAUUAUCCAGUUAAUAUGAAAGAAAUUAUGAAUACUACUCAUGUGUUUUUAAAUAUUCAGAUAUUAUCUGAUGCUAAAAUUGAAGCUUUAUGUCAUGGAGAUAAUAUUUAUUAAAUUGAUCAAACUCUAAUUCCAGAUUUAGUAUUAUCUUAAUCAUUUAAAAAAACAUAAUUUUAUUACAAUCUAAUUAAAUAAGUUAAUGAUGAAAACAUAGAAAUAUUAUAAGAGAAGAUUGAUACUAUAAGUCCUAAUGUACCACCUUAAAAAUUAAGUAUAACUUCUCAUUAAUAAUAUAAUGCUAUUUUUAAUAAAGAAGCUGGAUAAAAUAAAAGACCUUUUUUUAAAUAGAAUACUUAAACACUUCAUUCUCAAAUGAUCAAUAAUCCAAAUAGUGCUAGACCUUCAUUAGAAAUAUAUCACAGUAUGGAUGGAGGAUUCUUAGCUGGAAAUCUUCUUAAUCAAUAAUAACAUAGUUAAGUUAGUCAGGAACCAGAAGAAGAACAAGUUAAAUAGAUCUAAAUUUACAGAGAAAACACACUUGUUGAAUUAGGAUUAAGUUAACCUUUUUAAUAUUUUGAAUUAUUUUCUGUUAUUUCUUUGUGCCAUCUAACUAGAAGUGAAUUAAUGAGUACUGGAGAAGAGAAUAGAUCAUCAUAGAAAAAUUCAAAAUUAGCUUUCUCAGAAAGGGAAAGAAUUAAAAAACCUAAAUUCAAUAUUGAUUAAUACUUUCUAGCUGAGGAUGAAGCCUUAUUAAAAUUAAGCAAAUUAUUUAAAAUUUCCUAUAAGACUUAUGGAUUUAAUAGACAAGAGUAACUCUGUUAUGUAUUGAAAAUUAAUGACUUAGAAAUUCCUUAUAUAAUUCAUUAUCGAUUAUAUCAUCAAGGAUUUAUUGAUUAUGAUGAAACUAAAAAUAAUAAGAUGUUUAAGAUUCCUUCAAGAUUUAUAGCUAUGAUGAUUUAGGAUAACAAUUUUUAACUUAAAGAAUCAAAUCAAUUAGUAUUAUUGUGUAGAUUUUGUAUUGUAACUAUUUCAGAUAUUCCUGGAUAUGAGAAAUUUGAUUUAGUUAAGAAAGCAUCAUUAUAGAAAUAAAUUCAAUAUUUAAUUAAUAGAGGAGAUAUAAUUAUUUGUUUUUUGAAGAUGUCAAUUAAAGAAUAAGAUCUCUAGAAAGCAAAGAGUUUAAUUAUUAAUGAUUAUGAAAAAACUAUUUAAUUGAUAGAAUUAUUAUCUGAAAAUUAGUAUGAUAUAAUUGGUCUUUUUGGAAUUAGUUAAAAUGAUAAUUAGGAUUUAAUUAAGGAAUCAUUUAUUACUAACAGAUCUAGAAUAAUUAUUCAAUCAGAAAAACCAUAUGAAUUAGUUUUACCAUUUUGUAUUAAGAAUAGUGUAUUACAUAAUGAAACAAUUACUUAUAAUUUUUAGUCUUCAUCAAGAGAUGAUAUACUUUAUUAAAUUAGAUAAAUUAUUAGUAGUCUUAAUCAAGAAGAUCCUAAGAAAAGUUCUACUUUAUCCAAUCGUAGAAAUGCUUAAAUUUAAAAUGAUAAAAUAAAAAUCAAUAACAAUGCUUUAAUUAUAGAUGGUAAUGUAUUAGAUUUAAUCUUAAAUGAUAAAUACUUAACAAAUCAUUUUGGAUUUAUUAUUCAUUUUAAUAAAAUUAUUAUUGUUUAUAAUAUGAAUAAUAACUUAAAGUAGAGAUUAUUGAAUUUUGUAACUAAAUAUGAUAGUGAAUAUUAUUCAUCUUUUUGUGUUAAUUAUAGUGCUGGAUCACAUGGAUUAGUAAGGAUGAGUAAUUUUUCAUAUUAAAGACAUGAAGAGAUUGAAUCAGAUGUUAUGGGUUUUAUUAAUUAAUAUUCAAUAAAUAUAGAUGAAUUAGAAUUAUUUGAUAAUUUAGUAAUUAAAACUGGAUUUCAAUUAUUUUAAAUUAAAGAUGCAACUUAACGUAUAUGUAUUUAAUGGAAUUUAUGUUUUGCUUUAUUGUAAAUGAUAUUUUAUUGUUUUCCACAUUAUAAUGGUUAAUUAUUAUUUAAAGAUAGAUUAUUAAUAUUAUAAAUAUUAGUACCUGCAAUACUAUUAAUAUAUUCAAUAAAGACCAUAUAUGUAGAAUAAGAAUAUUUGAGUGUGAAGAUAAAUACAAUAAAGUAGAAAUCAUUAGAUUUAAAGAAUAAUCAUAUUAUAGAAUUGUUAUUAGAAACAAUAAUGGAUGUAAUUCUACUAACAAUAGUUAGAUAUACUUGUUAUAUGAAUAAUAUUCAGAUAGGAGUUUAUAAUACAAAAGAAGAAAUUGCUAUAUAUUUUAGUUUUAUUUUGAUAAUUCAUGUUUUAAAAUUGGCCUUUUUAUCAAAGGAACUUUAUUUAACAUUAUUUUUAUUUUUGAGUACUUUAUUACUGAUACUUUUACAUAUCACAAUAGAAAUGAUAAGUUUGGAUUAUGUUAUAUUAAAAGUAUUAUUGAUAUAACCUACGACUAUAAUGUCUCUUUUAAUUUUAUUAGCAAUAAAAAUAGUAAUGAAUUUAUUUGGACAAUUUAGUAUUUAUUUGUAUAAUAAUUUUUUGGAGAGAUCUUAAUAAGAUAUUGAUUUUAAUUUGAUUUUAGAAAUCAUAACAAAAGAAUUAUAGAGUUUAAAGAAUAUUUAAUAUUUAAUAAAGAAGGUAUUUAAAGAUUCAGAUAUUGAUUUAUCUGUAAAGUAAAUUCUAGGUGAAAAUAAGAAUCAAUUAAUUUAAUUAAAUAAUUAUACAUUGAAUUUUGAAUAAUAAGUGUAUAAUUAAGAAUUCAUUUAAAUGUAUAUAUCAAAAUGGAAAUUUAUAGGAAUAAUAACUAAUUUAAGUUAUUUCUUUGGUUUAGAUAUAUUUUUAUUGAUACAUUAUGGAUUAAGAUUUGAAUAAAUUAAUACAGCAUUAUUUUCAAUAAUGUUAUUUUUGACUUUUUGUUAAGUAUUUCUUAUAAAUUAAUCUUGUUAUCCUAAUUACAAAAAGUUAAUAAUAUAUUUUGGAUUCUUGUAAACUAUAUAUAGAUUAUUCAUAAUAAGUGUAGAUGUAUUUGAUUAGGAAAAUAAGGCGUAUGCAUUUAUAUUUUAUUAUUUGGUUAUAUUUUCAUUGACAUAAUAAAUAAAUUAUAAAUAUGUAUUCAUAGUAAUAUAAUAAAUUAUGACCUUAAUAUCUGGAAUAGUAAUGUUGUAUGCAAAUUAAAAUAAACAUGCUAAUGAUGUAUAUUUAGGUGAAAUUAUAGUAUUAUUUGUAUCUUUUAGCAUUAUUUCUCUAUAAUCUCGUUAUUAAGAUGAUGUAACUUAACGUGAAGAUUACAUUUGUUGGAAAGUCUUAGAAAUUGAAAGAUAAAAACAUCAAUCAGUAAUGUCAUUGUUAUUGCCUCCAUUUGUUUUGGGUAGACUUGAUCAAGGUCAUUUAGAUUUUUCAGAGAAUUAAGGAUUGGUUGGCAUAAUCUUUGUAGACAUGUGUAGUUUUGAUGUAAUAGUAAGUGAAGAAGAUUAAAAUAUUGUAUAAUUGAUGGAUAAUAUUUAUCGAUAAUUUGAUUAAAUCUGUUCAUCAACUAAUUGUUAGAAAAUAGAAACAGUAGGAAAAACUUAUAUGGCUUGUUCAGGAUUGAAAUGUGUAGAGAAAUUUUAACCAAAGGGUCAACAUUUGAAAAAUCCUAUUGAAAGAUUAGUAGAAUUGGCUUUUGGGAUAUAAUAAGAAAUUACUAAUUUUAAAUGGGGAAGUAAUCAAAAAAGUUUUGGAUUGAAAAUUGGUAUUCAUUAUGGUAGAGUUUUAAUGGGUGUAAUUGGAUCAAUUAAACCAUAAUUUUCAUUAAUUGGAGAUACAGUAAAUACAACUAGUAGAUUAUGUGCUCAUUGUCCUGAAGGUUUAAUAUAAAUAUCACUUUAAGCUUAUGAUCAAAUAAAAAAUGUUAAAUCAAUUAAAUAUACUUCAAGUAAAAUUGAAGCAAAAGGAAAAGGUAUCAUAGAUACAUUUUUGAUUGAGAAAAAAAGAAAUUUUGAAUAAUCAUUUAAUAAUAAAUAAAAAAAAUCAGAAAUGCCUCAUAUAGAUUAAAAAUUGAAAUUUGUUUUAAAUAAUUAAUAAUAAUAAUAAAAUUCUUUUAGAAAUCCAAAGUAAGUAAGUAUUACAGCAAUUAGAUAGAAAACUACUAGACAUUUAACUUAUAAAUUAAUUCCUUAAAAAUAAGAAGAAAAUUAAUAAUUAAAUACACCAUAGAAUAAUUAAACAUAAUAACCACCAACUUAAUAAAUUAUAACUACAUAAUAAUAAGGUAUUAGUUAAAAAACAGCAAAUUUAAAUUUUACUGCUAGUUAAUUGUAAUUAUUUAGAAAAUAGACUAAAAGAAAUCUAAUGAGCAAUUAAAUAAAUAUGCCAUCUCUUAAUUAGAUUGCAUCUCCUUAAGCUUUAAUUCAAAUAUCAUCAAAUUAGAAUGUUCUUGCUCCUAGUAAUAAAUUGAUUCAUUAGAAAUCUAUCUUCAGUCAUUAAUAACAAUAAAAUUAAUAAAUAUCAUAACAAAUAGAUAAAAUUGAUAAAUAUUAAUAAUAAUCAUCAAUAAAUCUUCCAUAAUAAGAUCCAUCAAAUUAAAAUAUCUUAGCUGGUAUACCUGAUAUACCUUUAGAUCAAUCUUUAAAUGUUAUGGAUUCUUCAAUCAAAGAAUAAACUCCUCUUAAUUGUAGAAAGGAUGAUUAAAAGAAAUUUAUUGAUUCUACAAUUAGAAUGAUUAAAUUUAAUGAUAUAGAAUUAUUCAUAAAAUCAAAACCAGAAGUUUUCAAUAAGACUAUUCCUUUAUUUAAGAUUUAAGAGUUUUUUCUUGAAGGUAAAAGUAUUACACUUUAAGAGAAUAACAAUAACAAAUGGCAUUUAAUUUCAAAAGAAUUUCUAUUUGAAGCAUUUAAAAAUAGUGAUGAUGUCACUAAAUAUUAUGAAAAUGAAUUAGAAAAUGGUAUCAGAAGUGUAAUGAUCUCAUUAUUACUUCUAUUAAUUAUACAUAUAUUCUUUAUUAUACUUUCUCAAUUACAAUAAGUAAAUACUUAAUAGGCAGUAAUAAGAGCAUUAGGUUGCUUUUUUAUUUUAAUUGAAUUAUACUUUUUGUAAACUCAUUUUUUUGAAUGGAAAAGAAAAAGAUUAUUAUAAGUUAUACUUAUAUAAUUGGUUACUUAAUGUAUUAUAUUAGGAGUAUUCUAUGAUUAAGAUAAAGACAAAUCAGUAAUCUUAUCAAUAGAAUCAAUAAUUACAAGUUGUCUUUUAUUUGCACAUAAAUGGCUUUAUGUAUAAGAGAAGAUCUUAAUUUGUGCUUUUAUGUUUACUGUUUGGUUAAUUAUUAUCAGUUCAGUAUUUAUUAUUGAUAUUUGGGAAGUAUUUUUUUUAUUAAUUUCAAUUGCUUUAUUAUUAUAAAGAGAAUUAUUAAGUUAUUUAUUUUCUUAUAAAUAAAUGCUCAAUUAAUAACAAAUAGAAAUAAAAAAAGAAGAUAAGAUGAAUCUCUUGAGUUGUCUAUUACCUAUACAUGUUUUGAGUUAAUUUUUAGAUGAUUCCACAAACUCAAGGAAAUUCUCUGAUGUUUAUAAUGAUUGUACAAUUCUAUUUGCUGAUAUUGCUGGAUUCACUAAAUACUCUUCAAGUGUAUAACCAGAAGAGGUUGUCUCUAUGCUUAAAAAUUUAUUCGAUGAAUUUGAUAAAUUAACUUAAAUACAUAAUGUAUUCAAAUUAUAUACAAUUGGAGAUUGUUAUGUUGUGAUAGGAGUAACUGAUAAUUUUAAAAGAGAUCCAAUUUAAGAAGCAUUUAAUGUUGUUGAAAUGAGUCUCAAUAUGUUAGAAGCUAUAAGUUUAGUUCGAAAUUAAAUUAAUUACCAUGAUCUCCAUAUGAGAAUUGGAAUCCAUACAGUAUUUAUUAUUUUUAUUCUAGGGUAAUGUUAUUGGGGGUAUCAUUGGUACAGAUAUCAUUAGAUAUGAUGUAUAUGGAAAAGAUAUUUUAAUUGCAAAUAAAAUGGAAAGCAGUUCUGAAGAGGGUCGAGUGUUGGUAUCAGAAACAACCAAGAAAUUAAUUGAAGAUAACUUUGCUUAAUCUUAUAUUUUUAAUGGACGAAAAUUAAUUAAUAUACCCUCUAUUAACACAACUAUUACUGGUUUCUUCUUAGAAACUGCAAUUUGAUU
This is a messenger RNA of Paramecium pentaurelia, 7467 nucleotides long. The record is from the annotation of a GenBank genome assembly. NCBI's taxonomy places the organism in Eukaryota, Ciliophora, Oligohymenophorea, Peniculida, Parameciidae.